AUGAAUCAGCAGAUACUGAAUCAGCAGCAGCAGCAGCAGCAGCAGAUGCUGAAUCAGCAGCAGCAGCAGCAGCAGUUCUGUCUGAAGUGGAAUUCGUUCGGGACGAAUUUGGCGUCGGCGUUCUCGAAUCUGUACAAGAGCGAGAGCUUGGCGGAUGUUACUUUGUUUUGUGAAGGUACGACUUUUAGGGCCCAUCGUCUGAUUCUGGCAGCCUGCAGCAAGCGUUUUGCAGAGUUGUUCGAGGCGGGUGCUCCCGGGGGCGCCAAUGGAAAUUCUUCGUGUUGCGUUAUUUUGGAGGCGACAAGGGGGCGCCAUAUGGCGGCUCUUUUAGAAUUCAUGUAUAGAGGAGAGGUGCAUGUGGCGCAGAGUGAACUUGGUGGAUUCUUGAAGGCGGCGGAAAGUCUACAGGUCAAAGGUCUAAGCAUAGAACACGAAAAAAUAGCAGUAGCCCAAUCCCAACAGCAACAGCAAUCCUCCCACAACAACUCCUCCUCGGCCUCAAUCAACAACUCAUCUUCAGCAACAUCAAUGCCUCAACAACACCGAUUAAAACAUCGUUUGAACACCAUCAACAAUAACAACAUCCAAAAUGCCAUGAACAACAACGGCGGCAGUGGCGGCGGUGGAUCAACAAGCCCUGAAGACUUUCAUUAUGCACAAUAUAUGCAUUUGGCUGCAGGAUUUAAUACUAGAUACGAUCAGAGAUUAGGAAGUCCAUACGAUAGUCCAAGAAAACUUCAACUCAGGUCACCUACACAACAGGAGAUGCGUUGCUCGGUUCUCAGGGAAAACAAAUCACCAAGGUCUGAUCACUUAACAUCCCCCAACACCCACAACGACGACAUCAUCACCGGUCACCACUCAAUAGACGACGCCAACCACGGGCCCUCAGGAGAGCCCUCGCACAGGUUCAUCAGGGACGGACUGGUCGACGACAGGGUCAAAAGGGAGCAGCAGGGCCGCGGCGAGGGCGUUUCGCCUGCAGGAGGCGGCGGCGUUGGCGAUCACAACAUCGAGGACGAAGGCGACGACAGGAUGAUGGCUGAUGAGGACGAUCAAGGAUAUGCUGAAGAUUUGCGCGUGAAAAUGGAAAUAACAAACGACUACAGCCCACCGACAAAUUCUAUAUCUGAUUCUUUGUCGAAAUCGUCUCGGGUAGCAUCAUCGACCAACCACUCUCCGGCUAAUUUAUCUACGAAACUUCUCAGCAAUUCGACAACUACAGAUCUUUUGGCGACCGGUGUAUGGAAUGCAAGCAAAUUGACAGGACACAAGGCGGGUUCUGUUGCUACAGCUGAUGGUAAAAAACUGAAAUGUCCCUACUGUGAACGUCUCUACGGUUAUGAAACAAAUCUAAGGGCCCACGUCCGUCAAAGGCAUCAGGGCAUCCGUGUACAUUGUCCCUUCUGCACCAGGACCUUCACCAGGAAUAAUACUGUUCGAAGGCACAUUGCUCGAGAACACAAAGCUCAGCAGGAAGCCCAACAAUUGGCUCAGAGGUUGGGAGGACAUUGAGGGAAAAAGUGAGUAAAAGAUGAUAAAUGAUGAAUUUAUCCAUAAAGGGAUGUAGGACAAAAUUCUUUAGUUGUGAAUUUCUUUGGGUGAAAGUUUGU
Ctenocephalides felis (cat flea) is the source of this 1613-nucleotide messenger RNA. RefSeq names its product zinc finger protein chinmo (gene chinmo). Gene Ontology annotation, biological process: regulation of transcription by RNA polymerase II. The transcript is spliced from 7 exons. Bases 1 to 1515 code for a protein of 504 amino acids. The record is from RefSeq and is a predicted model, not a curated record. Gene Ontology annotation, cellular component: nucleus. Gene Ontology annotation, molecular function: protein binding. NCBI's taxonomy places the organism in Eukaryota, Metazoa, Arthropoda, Insecta, Siphonaptera, Pulicidae.